AUGGGAGUCUUGUUCUAUGGAACAUACUGGCAUAAUGUAUCACUGCCUUUCGACAACACUGGUGAUAUAUGGACACCGACUGAUAACACAGCACAUCAACUAGCAUGGAGAGAUUUUAAAAGAAGUGGAUGGUCUUCAAACACUAUUUCUUGGCAUGAACAAUCAAAUACUUCAUACAUAUGGAAUACAGAAACAAGAACCUUUCUCGGAUUGGAAACAGAACAAAGUUUACGAUUGAAAAUGAUGUACGCAAAUGACAAUAAUAUAGGAGGGAUUGCAAUAUGGGCAAUAGAUCAAGAUGAUGAUGAAAACACUCUUCUGAAUGUUGUUGUCAAAGAGACGAAAUGCCUAAAAGUGGAGUUCAAUGAAGUGGAAUAUAGUUGUGAUGAUUAG
Molecule: messenger RNA, 393 nt
Organism: Caenorhabditis remanei
Lineage: Eukaryota; Metazoa; Nematoda; Chromadorea; Rhabditida; Rhabditidae
Exons: 1
Coding region: 1-393 (130 amino acids)
Biological process (GO): carbohydrate metabolic process
Source: RefSeq, a predicted model, not a curated record